GAAGGGGGAGAAAACUCUAAUCACACCUUAUCACAACAACAACAACAACAACAAUGUCAAUACACAGACAGGCAUUUCAACGCUUACAUAGGGCCUACCCAUCCCUGAAUUUGAUGAUCCAUGUAAACAAUGACAGGACAGGUGUACAAGUCGUCUUGCCUGGUCUGCGAUAUGAUGAUAUUGACCACACAGGUCAACCAAACAUAGUAAAAGUGUUUGACAUCAUGAGUCAUGUGGAGACAGCAGCGUUCGGCUACGAUCCAUCGUUUCUAGACUACCUCGCCAUCCGACAACAAAACCUUAGAAUCUUUGUCAAGGCCCUUGUUAUGGAAAUUGACAGCAGUUUCUACGAAACCACGACUCCAAAAGCUCCUCUGGAUACCCGUGUGCAGCUGCAUGACGUUGGAAAUCGGACAUUUACGACUCUAAACGAAAUAUACUGUGGCGGCAAGUUGAGACCGUCAAUUCGAUCGAGGAGUGUGUACGCGAUCGUUAACAAAAACACCAGUAUUAUUGAACCAUUACCCGAUUGGUGGAAAAAUCGUUUCGAGGGGCACAUAGUGUCGAAGCCAAAGAAACUUUUAGUGGAAGCUGUUAAGAAAUGCGCUCCAAUACAUAAGAACACGUUUAUUGUUCCUUUGGGGGAUACAGACCACAAUGAGCGCACAAGAUGUGCCUCGUAUCUGCGCUACUUCACGGAAAACACCAGCAUUGCCUCGCGAUUGGCGCUGCUCAAGCAUCUCAAGUCCUCCUUCUACGAGUUUCAUAUCAAGCGUCUGUCCAUGCUGUAUUAUGGGCCAACGAGUUGGGGGGAUCAGCUGACCUCUGAGACUUGGCAAGGGGACAAUCCCUUGCAAAUCAUGUGCGAGAUUAGCAAGGAGGGCGUUCCCACGUGGUUUGGAAUCAUGGAAUUGCAUGAGAAUGUUUUCGGUCUUCCCGAAUUGAAAACUAAGUAAAAUGUUCACAGCUUUUCGAACUGAAAACAGAAUAAAGACUUAACAAUUGAAAACUUAGCAACAUGUUAACAAAUAUCCAAUUCUUAAAACAAAAAAAAGAUGGUAAGUACUUUCCAAACAUUAAAACCUAACAAAAAUAUGCAUGGCUAACAAUAAAGUUAUGUCAUUGAAAAUUCUGUUCAUUUGCGUGAUGCAGUAUACGCUACCCUGUGAUUUAUAUGUCCACAAAAACCACCAGCAGCAACAUAAUUCAGGGAUAGUAGCAUUCUUAGUUGUUUAUUGCUGAUUAUAUCAUGUGCAUGUCAAUCAUUUGAGCUGCAUUCUAAGAAAACUGGACUUAAUGCAUGAGCAUAAAGUGUCGUCCCAGAUUGGCCUGUGCAAAUUGGGGAAACACUUUCUGACUACACUUGAUUUUUGGUAUAAAGAGUAUUCAUUUAAAAUAAAAAUAGCUUAAAAAGCAGAAUAUUUAAGCUUUUUUAUGGGAAAACUGGGCAUCAAUAUUCAUAGCAACACAAUUCUGACUCGCUAUUCUUAUACAUAAUAUAGGGUAGCCAUAAUGAAAUAUAUGAGCCUGUGUCUGGGAAACGGAACUUAACCCUUUCAGUGCGGGAACCGAAUUUUUUAAGGCCUUUGCAAACAGUUUGAAUCUAGAUGAGACGCCACAGAACGUGGCGUCUCAUCAGGAUCCAAACUGUUUGCUAUUCUGAUAGUAUUCUUUGAAAAAAAAUCGAAGAAAAUGCUAAUUUUAGAAAUUCAGCAGACGACAUUUUAGCAGACGACAAAUUUCCCAGCAUGCAAAGGGUUAAGCUAGGAAGACACUUUGCGUUCAUGCAUUAAGCACUGUUUUCCCUGAGUGACGCUCAUAUAUUGUCAGUGUGGAUUUUGACAAUGGUAUGAACAUUAGCAGGCAAAAGGUGACAAUACAAGUUAAAUUAUUGAGUACUUUUUUUACAAGGGGUGUUAGAAUCCAUGACUGACUCUUAUAACAUGGGUAUUUUUUUCUUUUUAACCUGUUAAAUGUUAUUGCAUAAUUACCAUUUUACUUGUGUGAUGUGAAUGUGUGCAAAUAUUGUAAAUUAUUGGAAGGUAAUUAUAUUUUUUUAAAUCUGUAUACAUUUCAAUAGCAACUUGCGAGUUAUUUGAUACUUAGUUACUAAAACAAUAUAAUCAGGAAGGAAGUUUGACUUAUAAUUGUGUCCAAAUGUGUUGUCCAUGGAUAAGUUUUCUUUUUUCCGUAUCACUUUAGUUAAUUAACAUGUUUUUUUAUAGAGAUUGUAUCUGAAAAUUUGAAUGUUUAACAUUAACCAAAUACUUCAUAGUGUUGAUUUUAAGAUUGUGUUUUUUGCAAAGCUAAAUUGUGUUUCCUUUGUUGUUUGCAGAAUGAAAAAAUGGGCAUUACAUGUAUUUGUUGAAUGUAUUUAACUAUGUAUAUAUUUGAUAAUACAAUAUUGUAAAUGAAAUUGAUACAAGGUGUCAUUUUACAAAUUUAUAAUGUAAUGAUAUUCUUGUAUAGCCUUCUUUCCUAUCUAUUCAUCCAACCCUAUAAUUUUGGCCACCCCAUUAUUUUGGUAAUUAUGACAUAUUUCUGAUAAAACUGAAGUGAGUUGUGCUUAUUUAAAAAAAAUCUAUAACAUAGAUGUUGUAUUUUGGUUAAAAACAUGUGAAUUUUUGAUUGUUAUAGGGAAAAAUUAAUUUAAGGUAAACAUUAACAAAAAUCAGCUACACACGCUGUGUAAAUACCAAUAAUUCUGAAAAUAUUAACUUUUAAACAGUAUUUUUUUGUGUAUUAGUCAAUAAGAAUAUUUAUUUAAUGAUUUAUAUCCAAAUAACUUCAAAAGUUUUAUGUUUUCCUAUAAAAAUGAUGACUGAACAGAUUAAUAGGAAAGAUACCAACACAUCAGGGUUGCUAGGGUGCCCACUUAGAAUAGGCCUGUUACUAAGGAAAUACCUCCGUUGUAAAUUAUUUUGCCAUUCUUUUGUGGGGAAGAUAUAAAAUGUAUAAUUAAAUGUCUCACUUAUGCUGAAAAUCUUUUCAUUCAGUAGAAAAAGUCAAUUUCGCUCUUAAGUGGCCGAAUAUACAGGAAAAGAGGAUAUGUAGAUUGUAAUAAUGCAAUUUGUGAUAAUGGUGUAUUUGGUGCAUUUUGGUGUUUUGAUGAACAUUUUUUAUGUUCAAUGUCAACAGACAGGCAUUGAAAAGACCAUGUUUAAGUUCAUUUGCCAGGAAUUCAAUUUGUUUUUAUUGACUUCCAGUAUUUAACCCUUACAAUGCGGGAACCGAAUUUUUAAGGCCGUUGCAAACAGUUUGGAUCCAGAUGAGACGCCACAGAACGUGGCGUCUCAUCAGGAUCCAAACUGUUUGCUAUUCUGAUAAUAUUCUUUGAAAAACAUCGAAGAAAAUGCGAACUUUAUAAAUUCAGCAGACAACAUUUUAGCAGACGACAAAUUUCCCAGCAUGCAUAGGGUUAAUACUAUAAGCAUGUAAAUUCUAAUCUGACCUUCAUGCAGGAAUAAUAGUAAGUUCAUUGCGAUGAAAAUUUUUAUUCUUAGUGAUUUUUUUGGACACGCCUCAAUGAAAGACUACCUCAUGGAAAAUAAUGUCAUGUCAUUGUUUAACAUGUUAAAGGACAAAAGUUUGUUUAAAUCGGCUUAACCACAUCCAUAAGAUUUUCUACAAUUAAUGUCCAAGCUAUAUGAAAGACAAUUUUGUCAAAUGUACAGAUGUCCAUCAGUAUGGGAAUAGAUCCCGAUUUAAUUUUUAUGUACCUCAAGUUGAUGGCUUUACUAGUUCUUCAUUUUACUACAAUGGUAUUACGGAUUGGAAUGCAUUACCCGAUAAUAUAAAGUCCAUCGAAUCGAAAUUUACUUUAAAGAAACUUGUUAAGACACAUCUAUUAAAUGAUAUGAAGGUAGACGAGAAUUCCAUGUAUUUUUACUUUUAGAUUUGUUUUAUUUUUAUGUAAUUCAUUAUUUUUAUGUUUUUUAUUCGUGUCAGUGUAUUAUCAUGUCAACUUUUGAAAGAUUCACUUAAUUCGUAGAAGAAAUCAUGUGUAGGAUCAUGUCGAUUAUAUAUUAAGAACUGAAAAACAAUAUAUUUAUAGUCACGUAUAAGAUCUGUUCGACUAAAUCCAGGGACCCCGUUGGAAAUAAGCUUUUUCAUGUUUAUAUGUCUAAGCUUUACGGGUUAUCCUGUGUAUACAUCAUGUCGUAAUCUUAUUUGGAUCUGUGAUAAAUGGCACCAUUCAUGUAAUGCAUGUUUCUGAAUAUGAUAAUAAUGCAAUCUAUACGUUACUUAUUGCCUUGAUUGCAUUGAAUUGUAAAUUGCUUGACAUGUAUGCACAAAUAAAACAAACAAACAAAAAAAAAAUAUCGGAAGUAAUUUGAGAGCCAAUAAUUUAGGCCUAUAGUAUUGAGUGAAAUUUUGCCAGCUUUACUACAAUAUAAAACAUAGUUCAGUACUAUAUCUUUUGAAAUAAAUUUGUGUACCUCUUGUCACCAAGAAUAGUGAAAAUACCAUGCAUUUCUGUCUGUAGAUUUAAGUAUAUAUGAUGGAGAUUUAGUAUACUUUUCAAUUUACAACAUUCAAACUUAAAACCAUUGUUCCUUAUGAUAUGAAAAUGGGUUGUAUGCUAUUUAUACCAGCCAGCAUAGCUCCAGCCCAGCCUAUGCAUCCACACAGUCUCAUCAGGUCAAGCUAAACUGUUCGCUUUAAGUCAAGCUUUGCUUCCUGGUCUCAUUCGUGGCCAGGGUAGCUCCUGUGUAGACUGUGUAAAUGUGCACAUGACAUAAGACCCAUUUGUGCAUGACGAUUGUCAUAUUAAUUUUGUCCAAACUGUUAUUAUGCCCCCCUUCGAAGAAGAGGGGGUAUAUUGUUAUGCACAUGUCGGUCGGUCAGUCCGUCGGUCCGUCCUUCCACCAAAUGGUUUCCGGAUAAUAACUCAAGAACGCUUACACCUAGGAUCAUGAAACUUCAUUGGUACAUUUAUCAUGACUUGAAGAUGACCCCUAUUGAUUUUCAGGUCACUAGGUCAAAGAUCACGGUGACUCGACACAGUAAAAUGGUUUCCUGAUGAUAACUCAAAAACACUUACGCCUAGGAUCAUGAAACUUCAUAGGUACAUUGAUCAUGACUCGCAGAUGACCCCUAUUGAUUUUCAGGUCACUAGGUCAAAGGUCACGGUGACUCGAACCAGUAAAAUGGUUUCCGGAUGAUAACUCAAGAACGCUUACACCUAGGAUCAUGAAACUCCAUAAGUACAAUGAUCAUGACUCGCAGAUGACCCCUAUUGAUUUUCAGGUAACUAGGUCAAAGGUCAAGGUCACGGUGACUCGAACCACUUAAAUGGUUAUCGGAUGAUAACUCAAGAAUGCCUAGGCCUAGGAUCAUGAAACGUCAUAGGUACAUUGAUCAUGACUCGCAGAUGACCCCUAUUGCUUUUCAGGUCACUAGGUCAAGGUCAAGGUCACCGUGACUCGACACAGUAAAAUGGUUUCCGGAUGAUAACUCAAGAAAGCUUACGCCAAGGUGAAUAUGUCCCGAAAUUAGACAGUGAAAACCAAGAUUUGGUCAGGGAAAAGUCAGUGAAUUUUAUUUCAUCAGGUUGGUGGCAACCCUGAUAAACUACAUAGCAACUUCAUAUUUGGCUUACUGGGGGGCAAAGUGUUUCUCAAAGAAAUCUUGUUAAUAAUUGUGCUACGUUAAGAAAUGUUAUUUGCAUUAAAAAACGUCCAUUACUUUACGGUGAGUAUUUCAACCUGCUCAAUAUUACGACAGGCGGUGUCAACGUAGGGGGUUGAUCUUCGUUGCUACUCCACUGUGACAAGCUCUAGUUUUGUCGUCUGUCACAUUAUGUAGCUCCAGCCAUGAUGAUGUUGUGAUGCCUGAAUGUAUGUGUCACGUUCUGAGAAAACUGGGCAUAAUGCCUGUGCGAAAAGUGUUGUCCCAGAUUAGCCUGUGCAGUCCGCACAGGCUAAUCAGGGACGACACUUUCCGCCUUAACUAGAUUUUUGCUAAGAAGAGACUUUCUUUAAACAGGAAAUAUCAUAAAAGCGGAAAGCGUCAUCCCUGAUUAGCCUGUGCACAGGCUAAUCUGGUACAACACUUUAUGCACAUGCAUUAUGCCCAGUUUUCUCAGAACAAGGCACAUAUGAAUUUUAUAUUUCCCUGACAUUACCCAUUUCAAUUACAGUUAUAAUUUCUUACAAUACAGUUAAGCCUUUACCACUCAGAUACAUAUUUUAAUGUAGUUCCUUAGAAAGUUAAAUUUAAUUUGAUACCUUUUUUACAAAUGUUUACACAUUUGUAGUUCCUUAGAAAGUUAAAUUUAAUUAAAUACCUAUUUUACUAGAUUAAAGUUUUCAAGGCUUCAUUUCCAACCAUAAGAUACUGAUGAGCAGCAAACAGCAUAUAACCUGAACAGACUCAGAGUUACUCGCAGGCUGUUCAUGUUUUAUGCUGUUUGCACAUAGCCAUUUCACUUUGCUUCUGAGUGGGAAAGGGUUAAUUCAGUGUGCUGUGGUAAAUAAAUAGAAUAAUGAUACCAAUUGUAAUUACAAUCAGUGUUUUUAUAUUCUGAUUAUAAAUCUCAGAAUCUUUUGUGAAUUAUUUAUGUGCACAAUGAGCAAUGAAAAUUACAUGUAUUGCUAUCAUGGUAAGGCUGGCCACGCUGUAUUACACCUAAAUUUACCUCGAAUUAGCCAAGUUUAACAAUUAUUAACAAAUAUAUUAAAUUGUGGUGUUUUUUGCAUUUAAAUAUGUUUAUGAAAUGACUAGUUUUGUGUGUGUGUUGUGUUGGUUGUAUUAUUUGUUUAGCAUUCAAUAUGUACUAGUGCUGAAAGUUCAAACAAAAUAAACAUAAAAACUUU
Messenger RNA from Dreissena polymorpha, 6818 nucleotides. RefSeq lists its product as uncharacterized. The transcript is spliced from 3 exons. Bases 54 to 956 code for a protein of 300 amino acids. Lineage: Eukaryota; Metazoa; Mollusca; Bivalvia; Myida; Dreissenidae. The record is from RefSeq and is a predicted model, not a curated record.